This is a messenger RNA of Dothidotthia symphoricarpi CBS 119687, 1785 nucleotides long. RefSeq names its product glucose-6-phosphate 1-dehydrogenase-like protein. Gene Ontology annotation, molecular function: glucose-6-phosphate dehydrogenase activity; NADP binding. Gene Ontology annotation, biological process: pentose-phosphate shunt, oxidative branch; glucose metabolic process. Bases 147 to 1676 code for a protein of 509 amino acids. Gene Ontology annotation, cellular component: cytosol. The record is from RefSeq and is a predicted model, not a curated record. The transcript is spliced from 9 exons. NCBI's taxonomy places the organism in Eukaryota, Fungi, Ascomycota, Dothideomycetes, Pleosporales, Dothidotthiaceae.
CCCCCCCUCCCGCCGAGUCCGCCCUUUUCUCGACGUUUGUUUGUACUUCCACUCUUCACCCACCUCGACAACCCCCAAUUGACUUGAAACCUUGCCUGCGGCCGCUCUUUCUGCCCACCUAUCGUAUCCACCACUCAGCGACGACAAUGGCGGACACCGUGAUUCAACCUGAGCAUGGGGACAGUGCCGGCAACAUGGAGCUCCGCGACAACACUGUCAUCAUCGUGUUGGGCGCCUCCGGUGACUUGGCCAAAAAGAAGACUUUCCCCGCUCUCUUCGGUCUCCACCGCAACAACUUCCUACCCAAGAACAUUCGCAUCGUCGGAUAUGCGCGGACAAAGAUGGACCACGAGGAGUACCUCAAGCGCGUCAAGUCCAACAUCAAGACACCCACAGAGGAAAUCGAGAAGCAGCUGGAAGAGUUUUGCGGCUUCUGCACAUACGUGUCGGGCCAGUACGACAAGGACGAGUCCUUCAUUGAGCUUCGCAAGCACUUGGAGGAGCUCGAGGAGGGUCGCAACGAAACACACAGGAUAUUCUACAUGGCACUCCCGCCCAGUGUGUUUACCACAGUCUCACAGCACCUGAAGCGUAACUGCUACCCCAAGAACGGCAUUUCUCGAGUCAUUGUCGAGAAGCCGUUUGGCAAGGAUCUGCCAAGUUCCAGAGAGCUCCAGAAGGCUCUCGCACCAGACUGGACCGAAGAUGAGCUUUACCGAAUUGACCACUACUUGGGCAAGGAAAUGGUCAAGAACAUCCUCAUCCUUCGAUUCGGUAACGAGUUCUUUGGCGCAACUUGGAACAGAAACCACAUCGACAAUGUCCAGAUCACAUUCAAGGAGCCGUUUGGAACAGAAGGUCGUGGUGGCUACUUUGACGAGUUUGGCAUUAUCCGUGAUGUUAUGCAGAACCAUUUGUUGCAGGUGCUUACCCUCCUUGCUAUGGAGCGACCCAUCUCCUUCUCUGCCGAAGACAUCCGUGACGAGAAAGUCCGUGUCCUUCGUGGAAUGGCCUCGAUUGAACCUAAGAAUGUCAUCAUCGGGCAGUACGGAAAGUCACUCGAUGGCACAAAGCCAGGCUACAAGGAGGACGACUCAGUCCCCAAGGACUCCCGAUGCCCUACUUUCGCAUCGAUGGUCGCCUACAUCAAGAACGAGCGGUGGGAUGGCGUGCCGUUCAUCCUGAAGGCAGGUAAAGCAUUGAACGAGCAGAAGACAGAAGUCCGCAUCCAGUUCAAGGAUGUGACCUCGGGCAUCUUCAAAGACAUCCCGCGAAACGAGCUCGUCAUUCGCGUGCAGCCCAACGAGUCUGUCUACAUCAAGAUGAACUCCAAGCUGCCGGGUCUUAGCAUGCAGACAGUUCUUACCGAGUUGGACCUUACUUACAGGCGACGAUUCUCUGACCUGAAGAUCCCCGAGGCGUAUGAAUCGCUCAUUCUCGAUGCGCUGAAGGGCGACCACUCCAACUUUGUUCGUGACGAUGAACUCGACGCUAGCUGGAGGAUCUUUACACCUCUGCUGCACUACCUCGACGACAACAAGGAGAUCAUUCCUAUGGAGUACCCCUACGGUUCCCGUGGUCCGGCCGUAUUGGAUGACUUCACGUCGUCCUACGGAUACAAGUUCAGCGACGCUGCAGGCUACCAAUGGCCAAUGCCUCCGGAGGAGAAGUUGUGAUAACUUUCGGAUGCUCUUAAACAUGUUGUCGGUGUUGGAGUAUUACGUGAAGGCAAGUGCAAACCAUAGGUUAACAGCCAUUCUCGCGGUUAGGUCAGGAGAUAUCGAG